Molecule: messenger RNA, 1601 nt
Organism: Manacus vitellinus (golden-collared manakin)
Lineage: Eukaryota; Metazoa; Chordata; Aves; Passeriformes; Pipridae
Gene: BCAN
Product: brevican
Exons: 10
Coding region: 6-1601 (531 amino acids)
Biological process (GO): cell adhesion
Molecular function (GO): hyaluronic acid binding
Source: RefSeq, a predicted model, not a curated record
AGAGCAUGGCCCCAGCCCUCCCGCUGCUGCUGCUCUGGGUGUUUGCCCCCACAGUGGUCCCGCAGGUGUUUGGCCCCGGAGAUGGCACAGAGGACCUCAAGGCUCUGCAGGUCUCCAUCCCACGCCACCCAGCCCUCGACCCUGUGCUGGCAGGCGACAUCACCAUCCCCUGCCUCAUCACCUACCUUGGCCCCCAGCCCACUGCGGGCACGGGCGGCCGCCGGGCUGUCCUGGGAACCCCCCGGGUCAAGUGGACCUUCAUCUCUGAGGGCAGAGAGGUGGAGAUCUUGGUAGCUCGGGGGGACAGGGUGAAGGUGAGCGAGGACUAUCGCCUGCGCGCCUCCCUGCCCAUCUUCCACCAGCGCUACACCAACGCCUCCCUCCUGCUCACCGAGCUGCGGCCCAACGACUCGGGGAUCUACCGCUGCGACGUGCAGCACGGCAUCGAGGACGGCCACGACAUCCUCCACGUCAAAGUCAAAGGGGUGGUGUUUCACUACCGGGAGGGCUCCAUGCGCUACGCCUACACCUUUGCCGAGGCGCAGGAAGCUUGUGCCCGGAUCGGUGCCAGCAUUGCCACCCCCGAGCAGCUCUACGCUGCCUAUCUGGGCGGCUACGAGCAGUGUGACGCCGGCUGGAUCGCCGACCAGACCGUCAGGUACCCCAUCCAGACACCCCGCGAGGCCUGUUAUGGAGACAUGAAUGGCUUUCCUGGGGUCAGGAACUACGGGGUGGUGGACCCAGCGGACAUGUACGACGUGUACUGCUACGCUGAGGACCUCCCAGGGGAGAUCUUUUUGGAGACGGCCCCAGCCAGGUUCACGCUGGAGGAGGCGGUGGAGCGCUGCCGGGCGCUGGGCGCGGAGCUGGCGAGCCCGGGGCAGCUCUACGCGGCCUGGAACGCGGGGCUGGACGCCUGCAGCCCCGGCUGGCUGGCCGACGGCAGCGUCCGCUACCCCAUCGUCACCCCUCGGGAGCGCUGCGGCGGAGCCCUGCCGGGUGUCAAAACCAUCUUCCUCUUCCGCAACCAGACGGGAUUCCCCGAUGCCCAGAGCAGAUACGAUGCGUACUGUUUCCGAGGUGGCUGUGUCCCCAACCCCUGCCUGAACGGAGGGACCUGCACAGAGGACGACACCCACAUCACCUGCCUGUGCCUGCCCGGCUACGGAGGCAGCAGCUGUGAAAGACCGCUGAGGAGGUGUAGCCCCGGCUGGGACAGCUUCCAGGGAGCCUGCUACAAGCACUUCUCCACCCGGAGGAGCUGGGAGGACGCAGAGACCCAGUGCAGACAUUACGGGGGACACCUUGCCACCAUCCUGACCCCUGAAGAGCAGGACUUCAUUAAUGACCAGUACAGGGAAUACCAAUGGAUCGGCUUGAACGACCGGACCAUCGAGGGGGAUUUCCAGUGGUCUGACGGGAGCCCCUUGCUCUACGAGAACUGGCACCCCGGGCAGCCCGACAGCUACUUCCUCUCUGGUGAGAACUGUGUGGUCAUCGUGUGGCACGACGGGGGCCAGUGGAGCGACGUGCCCUGCAACUACCACCUCUCCUACACCUGCAAAAUGGGGCUGGGCCUGGCUCAGCCCCGUGACAACUGA